This is a messenger RNA of Auxenochlorella protothecoides, 1257 nucleotides long. RefSeq names its product Putative pumilio-like protein 8, chloroplastic. Gene Ontology annotation, biological process: post-transcriptional regulation of gene expression. The record is from RefSeq and is a predicted model, not a curated record. NCBI's taxonomy places the organism in Eukaryota, Viridiplantae, Chlorophyta, Trebouxiophyceae, Chlorellales, Chlorellaceae. The transcript has 8 exons. The coding region runs from base 1 to 1257 and encodes 418 amino acids. Gene Ontology annotation, cellular component: cytoplasm. Gene Ontology annotation, molecular function: mRNA binding.
AUGUUUGGUGGACAGGUGGACUCGGGGGCCGCCCCAAGCCCAGACUGGCGGGAUAUGACGCACAGCGUGGGCACUCUGCUGGACGAGCUGGACAUUCCACGCGCAAUAUCGGCGCCCCCACAGCUGGACGAUCGAUGGGCUCUGCACCUGGGUGGCCUGGGGGGCCAGUCCACCGACAUCCGGCUGGACGAGGACUACGACCGCUUCUACCGCGCCCAGGCGCUGAGCCAGCUGAGCCUGGCGGGGCGCGCCAGCCCGGCGCUGCUGGCGCAGCAGGAGCUGCGCCUGGUGGGCACCUUCAAGUACUCGACGCUGGAGGAGGUGGCGGGGAAGGUGGCGGAGACGGCCAAGGACCAGCUGGGCUGCCGCUUCCUGCAGAAGAAGUUUGACGAGGGUGGCGGCGCGGCGGUGGAGGUGGUCUUCGGCGAGAUCCUGGAAAGCCUGGUGGAGCUGAUGGUGGACCCCUUCGGCAACUACCUGGUGCAGAAGCUGCUGGACCGCUGCAGCGAGGAGCAGCGCCUGGCGGUGCUCAAGCGCGUGGCCGGGGGCGGCGAGCUGGUGGAGGUGGCGCUCAACACACACGGCACGCGCGCCAUGGAGCUGGUGAUCCAGGCCCUGCGUCCGGGCGUGGUGGCCCUCAUCCGCGACCUGAACGGUAACCACGUCAUCCAGCGCUGCCUCCAGCGCAUGACCAACGAGGACCUGGGCUUCGUCUACGCCGCCGCCGCCGACCACUGCCUGGACAUCGCCACGCAUCGCCACGGCUGCUGCGUGCUGCAGCGCUGCAUCGACCGCGCCGACGCCGCGCAGAAGCGUCACCUGGCGCACUGCAUCGCCGCACAUGCCCUGAUCCUCAGCCAGGACCCCUUUGGCAAUUACGUGGUGCAGUACGUGCUGGAGCAGGGCAACGGCGAGAUGCUGGCGCCCAUCCUGGCACAGCUCAAGGGCCAUUAUGCCGAGCUGGCAGUGCAGAAGUUCAGCUCCAACGUCGUGGAGCGGUGCCUCAAACUGGGGGGCGGGGAGACGUCGUCCCUGCUGGAGGAGCGCGACGCGGUGGUGGAGGAGCUGAUGACCUCGCCCAGCUUCGGGCGCCUGCUGCAGGACCCCUAUGCCAACUACGUGAUGCAGAGCGCGCUCAGCGUGACCUCCGGCGCGCGGCAUGCCGCGCUGGUGGAGGCCAUCCGCCCUUUCCUCCCAGCCCUACGCGGCACGCCGCAUGGCAAGCGCAUCCUGGCCAAGAUCGCCAUCAAGGUCUGA